This is a messenger RNA of Daldinia vernicosa, 1900 nucleotides long. RefSeq lists its product as uncharacterized. The record is from RefSeq and is a predicted model, not a curated record. The coding region runs from base 451 to 1266 and encodes 271 amino acids. The transcript is spliced from 2 exons. NCBI's taxonomy places the organism in Eukaryota, Fungi, Ascomycota, Sordariomycetes, Xylariales, Hypoxylaceae.
UUACCUGUUGCAUGACCCCUAAAAGUCCCUAAAUGUCCAAAGUCUCCAAGGUCCCCUAAGGUCCCAUACCAACUGCUAUUCCAAUUCGCCUCCGCAAUUUCGACGCGAGUAACACUUAUACAACUGUACAACACCCCGAACUGCGGUGUCUCGUCCAGCAUCAUUGGCAUCGCAGCCCUAUUAUUAGAUCGAAUCGGGGGAUAACAAGUAAAUACCUACCUACGUAAUUGGACAUAAUUGGUACAUUUACUAUAGAGUAUUUUAAUUAAGACGAGAACAACGGAACAAGAAAAAAGACGAAAAUUACAAUAAACAAAGAAAGAGGAGGGAAGAAGAAAAGGAAAAGAAAAGAUUAGAGACUGGAGGAAAAAAGAAAAAAAAAAGGAGGAAGAAAAAAAAAAAAGCCUCGCGACGUGACGGCGUCAGCAAUAGCGAGCAUCAUCAUCAGCCAUGUCGACAACAACACCUCGAAGCCGAAGCCCAUUGACACCGGUCAGCACGCGCAGUUCAUCGUCUUCGGACCACGUCGCGAUACAAAUACAUAGCUGCCCCUGCGAAAAAUGCGAAAUUCACUACACCAGCUAUAAUAACUCCAACGGUAGCACCAGCAGCAGUAAUAGUAGUAGUAGUUACAACAGCAACAGCAGCAGCAACAAGGCUAGCGAGAGCAAUACGACGCGCUUCGACGUCCCCUUAAUCGCCAUCCCGCGACUCUUCACGGCAUUGCUAGGCCUGGCGACGGUAAUCCGAGUGCAUACGGUCAUCGACGCCGGGUGGUGGCCGUGGGAGAACAAAGUGUUAUUCUCGCUAUGCUGGCUGGCGCUAUUUUGGAAUCUAGCACACGGCUUAUGCAGUAUCCUAGGAUACGCGUACUGGCCGUCGCCGCGGCGCACCGUCGGUUUACCCCCCGUCACGCUCGCCGUUAACGGGAGGACUAUCGUGUCCUUCGGCGGCCCCGACGAGGACGAGGGCAUCCGAAGGCGCCGCGCUAAGAGGUUGCAGUUUACUAUAGUUGAUAUCCUACUCGCCGGGCCGACGCUCGGGUUUCUGAUAUACUCGGCGCAUAUCAUGUAUCCUUGGUGGGGAUCUAGGUACGUCGGCUUGUGGCCGCCGACGAUAGGGUUAAUCGCUUCCCUCGUUUCUUCCCAGUUCCUCACCGCGUUUCUCCAGCUGUUCCAAUUCUUCGAGGCCAAGGUUGUCGGCGUGCAAUUGACGAUGCAGGAUAUAUACGAGAAGGACGACUCCGCGGGCCGAUUGCAAUUAUAGAGCGGGCAGGCGGGCGGGCGAGCGAGCAGGCGCGAAACGUGUGUCUAUUAUUCUUUUCUUUCCAAAUCAGAGCGGAGCGGCGCGGAGCAAAGCAAGGCGAAGCGCAACAAAACUACGAUGGUUUUUUGUAAUAAAUAUUUAGGAGCGGCGUGGGGUGUUCCGAAAGAUACCAAGCAAAGCAAAGCAAAGGGCGGCAUUGCGCAUAUACUCUACCACAUAGUCAGUUGGCGUGGGCGUGGGCCUUGAUGAUACCACAAAGGAGAUAGAAAUAUAUCAUCUCUCAUCCACCGCAUUGUCGGCUUAUAAUCUCCUUUUGACGGCAUGAGGUUUCUCUAUUAAUGAGCAUUAGGACAACGAUUCGGAAUUACACGAGUUAAGUCAGAUAUCUAGGUUAAGCCAUGGUAUAAGAUAUCGAAUGGUGAGUUGCCUCUCAACGGUAGCGAUUCAUGGUUUCUUGACUACGGCCUUUGGCGCAACGCCAGGUUAGAUGCCAUCGUUAGGUAGUCAGCUGGGUUACUGUAAGUGUGAAGGGCAGACUGAUGUGUCCAGUUUGCCUUGGUUGGAUACUUGUGAUACUUAGUGGCGCUUAUGAUUUACUGCUACUAUGUACGAGGUAAUUGGUAUAUGAUAGGGC